Molecule: messenger RNA, 3432 nt
Organism: Ramularia collo-cygni
Lineage: Eukaryota; Fungi; Ascomycota; Dothideomycetes; Mycosphaerellales; Mycosphaerellaceae
Product: related to Actin cytoskeleton-regulatory complex protein sla1
Exons: 2
Coding region: 1-3432 (1143 amino acids)
Biological process (GO): actin cortical patch assembly; regulation of actin filament polymerization
Cellular component (GO): nucleus
Molecular function (GO): cytoskeletal protein binding; ubiquitin binding; identical protein binding
Source: RefSeq, a predicted model, not a curated record
AUGGUCUUCCUAGAAAUUGCCCGCGCCGUCUUCGACUAUGCCGCGCAAAGUGAGGAGGAGCUGGAAAUCCACGACGGCGAUCUGCUGUUCGUACUGGAAAAAGGAUCCGAUGGCUGGGACAAGGUGAAGAGGAAGGCGGCAUCGGACGAUGAUGAGGAGCCCGAAGGCCUGGUGCCCAGCAACUACAUCGAGUCCGCGACGCCCACGCAUCAAGCCAAGGCACUCUACGAUUAUACCAAGCAGACCGAUGAGGAGCUGAGUUUCAAGGAGGACGCGCGUCUGGAUGUCUUCGACGAGACAGACCCGGACUGGACGCUGGUGGGCUUUGGCGGCGAAUAUGGCUUCGCCCCGGCUAUAUACAUUGAGCCCGCGGCGACAGCGGCGACGUUGCCUCCUGCUCGCGAUUUGGCACCUGCUCCGCCGCCAAUGCCCGCCCGUCCGCCGGCUGCUGCUGACGCGCCUAUUCCGGGUGAAGAGGACUACGAGCCUCCGUCUCCACCAUCCGCUCCCACAGCCAAUCCCGCGGCUCAGUUGGCUGGCAUCAUUGCGCAAAGAACUGGCGGACAGACGGAGCGAUCCUUGGCUUCGCCACCACCUCCACACCGACCGCAUUACGACGAGCGGGAGGAUGAGCCUGCACCUUCUUUGCCACGACGUCCUCUGUCUCAGCAGACGCCGCCAGCAUCACCACCUGCACCGCGAGUACAAUUCUCCCCGGCGCCCCCGGAAGAGCGAUACGGCGUGCUUCCAUCCCCGUCUUACAACAACCGCCCCGCACCCGCAACGUGGGACGACGACCGCGAUAACGAGGAGCCGCGAUCGCCGGGCGGCUUCCAUCUGUACAACGUCCACGAAAUGGUCUCGCACAUGGGGAAGAACAAGAAGAUGCCGACUACAUUGGGGAUAAACAUUGGAAGGGGUAUCAUCAUGAUUAGCCCUGAGAAGAGUAAAGACGGUCCGAGCAAAGAGUGGACCGCGGAAAAACUCACACACUAUAGCAUUGAAGGCAAACACGUGUUUGUGGAACUCGUACGUCCGAGCAAGAGCAUAGACUUUCAUGCGGGUGCCAAAGACACUGCUCAGGAGAUCGUGGGAGCUCUGGGCGAACUUGCAGGUGCUGUGAGGCAAGAGGGACUGAAAGAAGUGCUAGCCGCAAGUGCGGGUACUGGAGCCGCAGGGCAGAAAAAAGGGCAGAUGCGAUUUGAAUUCAUGGCUCAGGGCGAAGAUGAGGUCACAGUUGCAGUGGGCGACGAGGUCAUUAUCCUGGAUGACACCAAAAGCGACGAGUGGUGGAUGGUACGACGGUUGAAGAGUGGCAAGCAGGGCGUCGUACCUUCAUCGUACGUCGAAGUGACUGGUCUUGUGCGAGCAGAGACAAUCAAUGGGUUGGAGGAGGCGAGAAAUAUUGUGGAGCAGAACCGCAGAGAAGAGGAGCGUCUGACGAAAGAGGCUGCAAGGAGGAAGCGUGAUGGGGAGGUUGGGCCUGGAGUGACUUUGCCUGACCGAACCAGCAGCCUCGCCGGCGAUACUAGGCGCACGUCGAUGCGCGGCUCCGACAAGCGAGGCUCGAAGGACUCCAAAGCGAAACCAAAUCAAUCUAGAAUCCGGACUUGGACUGAUCGCAGCGGAACGUUUAGGGUCGACGCAGAAUUCAUCGGGCUUCGAGAGGGCAAGAUCCAUCUUCACAAAAACAAUGGCGUCAAGAUCGCCGUUCCGGUGUCGAAGAUGGCGGUUGAAGACCUAGAAUAUGUGGAGCGCGCCACCGGUGCAAGCCUGGACGAAGACAAGCCUUUGUCCGACAUUAAACGACGGACCACACUGCGACAGAAAGAUACAGGCGGUGUGGGUGCGAGCGUGCAAAAGAAGGACGACUACGACUGGUUCGACUUUUUCCUCCAAUGUGGCGUGAACCCUCAAAUAUGCGAGCGCUACGCGGGUGCUUUCUCACGGGAUCAAAUGGGUCCUGAGGUCUUGCCUGAUGUCAACGAGCAGUUGUUGCGAACUCUGGGUUUGAAGGAGGGAGAUAUUCUGCGGGUGAUGAAGUUCCUUGAUGCGAAGUACGAUCGCAAGAAUGGAUCGAUGUCACCGUCAGGACCAGAUGAUGGCGGAGAAGGAUCCGCUGGAGGGCUAUUCUCUGGUCCUGGUGGAGCACUGAGGAACAAUACCCGUAAAGGUAGACCGGCCCCCGCUGUGCAAACGAACGACGUGGUCGACGAGAGUGCCUUCAAGCCAAAGUCUGAAAGUCCGGCAGGGAGAGCUUCUGCAGAUGCCAAAGCUACUCCUCUCGCCAAUGCACCAGCACGACAGCCUACGAAUGGAUUYGAUGACGAUGCCUGGGAUGUCAAGCCAUCAAGGUCGCAGACGCCUACUGUAGCAGCUCCAGCUGCUGCACCGGUUGCAUCCACACCGCCGAAACCCRAGGUCAACGAUGACAUUGCACAGCUGUCACUCUCUGCGCCGCCCUUGCAACCAACGCCCGCACCACAGCCUGCACCUACUGCCGCGCCCGCGUCUACCCAGCAACCUGUCCAGCAGCAGCCUCCCGUUGCCAAUCAAGCCAUAUUCGACAAGAUCGCGUCUCUAGCGCCAGCAGCCCGGCAACAGCAACCCCAACCAACGGGGUUCCAGCAAGUUCAGCCCACAGGAUAUCAACGACCACUCGCCCCAGGUCAUCAAGGUCUUGGAGUUCUCCAGCCACCUCCUCGUGCAGCAUCUGCUCCGGGCUUCCCUCCGCAGCAGACCGGAUUUGGGGCAUCGCCUUUGCAGCAACAGUUGACAGGCUAUCAGCCUCAAAUCCCCCAAGGGCAAGGUCAGCAACAAUUUCAGCAACUUCAACCUCAGCAGACCGCCUUCCAACCACCUCAAGGCUUCAAUCCUGUGCAGGCGAUGCAGCAGAACUUCCCUGCCUUGCAGCCACAACCCACUGGUUUCAUGCCGCAGUCAAAUUACGGACAGCAGCAAGCUACCCAGCAGUACGGCGUGCCUCAACCCAACCAACAACAGCAAAUGUUCAAUGGCCAACAGGCUGGAUCGCCGUUUGCGGACCCAACAUCUCGUCAGCCUUAUCAACCCAUGCCAUCGGGUCUAUCGAACACUUUCAUGCCCCAACAGACAGGCUUCCAACCUUCUCAACCUCAACAAACGGGCUUCCAACCAUCAUUCAACAUUUCCCAAGCCACUGGUAUGAACGGCUUUGGCGCACAGCCUGCGCCACCAGUACCUCAGCUUCCCCCGCAACAGACCGGCGGCGUGUUCGGACCCUCGCAGCCAUUAGGACUACAGGCACCUGUUGCGCCUCUUAUUGCGCAAAGGACCGGACCAGCCCCGCCAGUGCGAUUCGGCGUACAGGCUGGAGCGAAGCCUUUAAUGCCGCAACCUACUGGUAGGGCUAAUCUAUCAAAAGCUACUGCUCAGAAUCCCUUUGGAUUUUGA